GUAUAAUUACUUUAAUUAUUAUACCUACGUUUUACAUAUUGUAAGUUAUAGGUAGCUCAACAUUCUUUAUUGGCAGUUAAUUCGUUUAUGAAUUUAUUUGCUCCUUGAACGGUUCACUACAUUUUUAUUUAUUGAUGCAUUCGCAUUAGUUAUUAUCAAUUGUUACCACACUAAUAUGUAUUUACAAUGGAAGAAAAUCAAAAAAAAUCAAUACUUGAAAUUUCCAAAAAUACUAUACCUGGAUAUACCAUUGAAAUUGGAAAUACCACUUAUGAAGAUACUUUGGAAGAACGCAUUCAAGCUGCUAGAAAUGCUUCAUUAAGUGCUAAACUAAAACAAAAACAAAACAUAAAAGAAAAAUUAUCUAAUAGUAGGAAUGUAAAAGAUGUAAAUGUUCAGAACUAUAUAGCUGUUAAAAAAUUAAUGAAUAGUGAUCAAGAAUUAAAAAUUAAAAAUAAGCAAUAUGUAUCUAUAAAUAAAACAGAUAUUCAAGAUUCUACUCAUGUUCCUCUUUUAAACGUAGCUAAAAAUAUAAACUCAAAUUUUGAAUCUAAAUGUAACACAAGUUUGUUAAAACCAACGUAUAAAGGAGGUGGUUCAAUGCAACUCCGAUUAGAAGCUAUAAAAGCUAAUAAAAAGAUAUCUAAUAAAAUUCCGUAUGAAUGUAAUAGUACUUUAGAAUCAAAAAAUGUGAGUCUUCAAGAUAUCCCUCUAACAAAAAAUCAUAAUUCUAAAUUAUGUCAUACUAAUAUUUCCAUACGUUAUGAGUAUAGCACUAGAUCAAUUAUACAAAAACAUCCUCUUGAAGAAGCUAAAUAUACUGGACACUGUGAUCGUACUAUAGAUAUUACUAAUACAUCAUGUAAAUCAAUAACUUCUGUACAAAAUAGACUCAUACAUGCAAGAGAAAAAAUGACUGCUAAAUCCAAAGAUCAUUCUGUAGUUAAUGUUUUAAAAUUUGAAAAUAAUAAAAAACCAUCAAAAUGUGAAUUGAAUAAUAUUAACCAAGAUACAAAUACAUUGAGCCGGAACAUUAAAAAUAAAACAAAAAGGUUAAACCAACCUAAUCAAAGUACAAAAAAAAAGAAAUCAGGACUUAUAUCAACUACUAAAAAAAUUAUUUCAAAUAACAAUUCCUCUAUUGAUAAAUGUUUUGAUCAACAGCUAAUGAAUAUACAACAAAAACCAAUUGUACCAAUUGUAAAUAAUACAAUUUCAUCUAAUUCUUCCUCUGUUUCAGAAACAAUAAUAUCACCAAAACAGGAAAAUAUGAUUAAACUGGAAAAUCAACGCUUAUUAAAAAAUUCUAAGUCAGAUGAACUAGACUCUUUUAGUUUUGUUAGACCACAAACUUCUUGUAAUCAACAAAUAUUAGAAAAUAAAAAAAAUACGCAAUUUAAUAAUGAUGAGUAUAUGGAGUGGGAAGAUAUAAUUGAAACAAACGACAUAGUUGAAAAAGUUAAUGACUUGAGAAAAACUAAACAUGAAUAUGAACCUAUGGAAUGGACACCUGAUUCAAUUAUGCACUGUGAUGGAAUUAAUUAUUGUUUAGUGAUUGAUACAAAUAUACUUUUAUCAGAUUUGAAAUCAAUUACUAUUGUUAUAGACAAAUAUUUAGCUGACUAUGGUUAUCCAACAAUUGUAUUACCAUGGCAAGUUCUAAAAGAACUCGAUCGCAUUAAAAACGGCGAUAAUGCACUAGGUUAUCGAGCCCGUGAGGCCUCCCGAUGGUUAUUAGAAAUGUUUUCAAAACGUCAUCCAAGAUUAAAAGGUCAACCUAUGACAAAAAAAUUUAGUAUGAGUUCUGAUGAUGAUAUUUUAAAGUGUGCCAUAACUGUGAAAGAAAGAGUGAAUAUUGUAUAUUUAAUUACUGAUGAUAAAAUUUUAAGCAUAAAAUCAGAAAUUAAUGGAAUAUCAGUUAAAAAUUCAAAUUGGCUCCAAAGUUUAGUUACAAAUACAAAUCAAAAUGAAUCUGGAAUUUUUCAAGAAGCUGUUAAAAGUUAUCCAAUAAUUGAAAACAAAUUAAUUAUGAAACUUGAACCCCAUUUGGAACAUAUUAUAUUGAAGCCUUACUUAAAUUGA
Messenger RNA from Melanaphis sacchari, 2082 nucleotides. RefSeq names its product transcriptional protein SWT1-like. Lineage: Eukaryota; Metazoa; Arthropoda; Insecta; Hemiptera; Aphididae. The record is from RefSeq and is a predicted model, not a curated record. The coding region runs from base 187 to 2082 and encodes 631 amino acids. Gene Ontology annotation, cellular component: nucleus. The transcript has 11 exons.